UCUGCCUAGAGGAGUCGGCGGAUGUCAGCAGAACCGGGACUGGCAGCAAGACCUCGCUGUCGCUCCGGCUGGAGAGGAGGAGACAUCAAGGCCAACCAAACAUCUGCUUGCUGAACAUCAGCUUUGCUCCUCUUUUGUUUCAGCUGUAGCUGGGUGAGAUCAAUUACGGCAGGUGACAAACUCGAGGAGACAGAAACACAGAGGCUGAAAGAAAAGAGGAUAAUAUCCCUUGGCAGUGACAGCCUUUCCAGCCCUGCUCUCCGCGGACGGGAGGAGCGUUCCCACAGCGAUGGAGUCGUGCAGCACAGCUGUGAGCCGCACGCCUGCCGCCUUCUUGCUUCUGCAUCUGGGUCUGGUCUCCAGUAUGGCUAACCAUAAUCAAUUCCAGACUGGGCUCGCAGGAGGGGAGGUGACCCUGAACUGCACAGGCAUACUUCCCGACUCAAAAUUACCCAGGGACACAGUUGUGCACUGGAAGUACCAUGAUACUCCUUUAUGGCGUUUGGAAAAGAAUAUACCUUGGAAAACACCAGCUUUCAUUACUGAUCGAUUUAGCAUCAAGAAGCAAUAUAAACAGCUGUGGGUGCAGAAUUUGAAGCUCUCCGACGCUGGCAUUUACACCUGUGAAUAUGGCUCUAACAAAGUUCGCACCUCACUGCACAUCUUUAAAUUGAUGAUCUCUUUGAAUGGGCAUUUUCUGCAAAAUGAAGUCCCUGAGCUGAUUUUAACACAAAAUUCACCCAGUCCUCUACCCGAUCUCAGAAUCACAUUGCUUGACAGUAACAAUAACAGAGUAACACCAGAAGUACGAAGCGAGAACCGUGAAAAAUACAUAGUGAAUUUAAAGAAACUGGAAGCUAUGCACAGUGGGACCUGGGUGUGUGAGGUCCAUUCAGAUUCUCCAUUGAUUGAUCAGAGCAUCCCCUUUGCUGUGAAAGUAUUAGGUUUUCGGAAUCCAGAUUUGGAAAGAAAAUAUGCAACUGUUGAUAGCACUGUCAUCUUGUCAUGGCGUCUGAACUCCCAGAAGAUAAAAUGGAAAGAAGGUUUCACAGGACAGCUGAAUUGGAAACAACAGGAAAGUGCAAACCCUCAUGAGCUGCUUGAUUUCAACGUCACAGCACAAGGAGAGCUGCAUGAGACCAAAAAAAGCAACAACUUUCUGUUUGAGAUACCCGAAAGAAAACCUGAAAGUACCAUAGAAGUGAAGCUCCCCAAAGUGCAUUUCAACCAUUCUGGCCAGUACCAGUGCCAGCUGGAGUACCAAGGAAGACAUGCGCAGAGCAAGAUAGAGCUGGUGGUGAUGAAAGUCUCAGCUAAGCCUGUUGGGCCACUCUCCAGAGGGGACAAUAUGACCCUGACCUGCCAGGUCUCUGGACCGCUCCCACCCAAUGCCUACUUGAGCUGGGAGCAUGUGAAUGGGACUAAGAAGGACAUUAAGAACUCAGAGCAGAAUGAAGUAAAGUUGGAGGUGAACAUCAGUGUUGCGGGGCUGUGGAGCUGUCACCUCAUAGAAGACGGUGACAGAAAGAUCAGCUUUCAUUACCACGUGGAGGAAGCUGCUGUUUGGACUAACUAUGUGAUAAUUGGAGCAAGUGUUGGAGGCAGUUUAUUGGUGUUUGCCCUUGGAUGCCUGUGCAUCAUCAGUGGUACAAGCUGGCAGCGGAGAAGGCAACGGGCAAAAAGGAUGGCACAAGCAAGACAAUACUCGCUGGAAAACAAGACGUGUCAGUGUCAACACCGACUGAAGAAGUAAUACUGCAACACUGGCAUCACAAGGACUGAUGAAGUCUCUGCCUGUACCUAAACGCCUGGCAACACAUAGUUCUCUGUGGAUCCAUCUCCCUCUCUCCUGUUUUAAUGUAAUUCUUUAUUCCUUCUUCCUUCCCCCAGUCUAAUGUCAUGGAGGGAGGUUGUCUGGCUAGGAGCCAAUGGACAAGACAAGAAACCCUGAGGGGUUAUGAUUGAUCCCCAGUUCUGUAAUGAGAGAUGCUGAACAGAAGAUAUGUGUAUAUAUAUAUAUCUACACACACACACAUAUAAUAUGCUUGUAUUUUGUUCAUGCACUUAAUUUGACCUUCUUGUGGAACCAAUUUUAUGCGCUUCUUUUAUCUGCCUGAGCGACAAUAAAUUACUUUGGGGUUGGGA
Messenger RNA from Sturnus vulgaris (Common starling), 2145 nucleotides. RefSeq names its product CD4 molecule (gene CD4). The record is from RefSeq and is a predicted model, not a curated record. NCBI's taxonomy places the organism in Eukaryota, Metazoa, Chordata, Aves, Passeriformes, Sturnidae.